Symbiodinium natans is the source of this 1089-nucleotide messenger RNA. Lineage: Eukaryota; Dinophyceae; Suessiales; Symbiodiniaceae. The record is from the annotation of a GenBank genome assembly.
AUGCCGCGUCGCAAGCGCAGUGUGGAGCCUCAGAUCGGACUUGAAGCGAAGUGUGCAGUGAUGCACAGCGCACUGCUGCAGAGAACGGCUGUUAGCCACGAGAAUCGUGGUAAACCGUGCCGUUGCAUUUUGCAACCACUGCCCGGCCUCCCCAUCAGCACGAAAAGUUGCCAGCGGCCAGUACGCCCCGAGGCCCGAGACGCGCCGGAAGCGCCCGUGACUGAAAGUGCAGAGGCUCGGCAUCUUUGUCAUGGAGGCCAGGCUCGCUGGCAGCUCUUCGAGCCCGCGGAGGGCGCGCCGCGGCCGGCGAAGCGGCAAGGCCACAGCGCCGUCGUCGACGCGGCCUCGCGGCGACUCCUCGUCUUUGGCGGCCUCGCAGGUGGUCGCAGCUACCUGAACGACGUCUGGGCUUUCGGCCUCGAGGCCAAGGAGUGGGAGGAGCUGGGCACGGCCGGGCCUCGGCCCUCAGCGCGAGAAGACCACUCCGCGAUCCUGGACAUCAAGGCCCGGGCGAUGCUCCUCUUCGGGGGCUACGUUCCUGGAAGAGGAUACAGCGACGACGCCUGGGCCUUCGGCUUGGAGGACCAACAGUGGAGGGAGCUGCGGCGCGAAGGCGAGCUCCCUCCAGGAAGGGAGCUUCAUUCCGCCAUCUUCGAUCCCAAGGGCCGGCAGAUGGUGGUCUUCGGGGGCAGAGGCGGCGAUUUACGUGCCCUGGACGAUGUGUUCAUCCUGGAGCUCCAGGCCGAGCGCUGGGCGAAGCUGCGGCCCGAGGGCCGGCGGCCAGCGGCCAGGUGGGGACACUCGGCCAGCUACGAGGAAGCGGCCCACGCUAUGCUGCUUUUCGGAGGAGCCCAGGGUGACAACUUCUUCAGCGACCUCUGGUCCUUGGACCUGGAGGCAAAGCGCUGGGAGGAGAUCCAGGCCGCGGAGGGGCCCCCGGCGCGGCAGUUCCACACCUCCGCCUGCGCUGCCGGGCAGCUGCUGGUCUUCGGCGGGAAUGGUGCAGGUGGCCGCUUGGGCGACCUCUGGAUGUUCGAUCUCGAGGCAGAAGGAGAGAGGGAGCAUGGGAGAACUGCAGUCAGGCGGUGA